GGCACAUUUCUGUUUUCCCGUUUGGAAGACUGGAUGGGUGGCAGCAGCAGCAGUGGAUUCAAGGCAGGAUUUCCCCCUGUUCUUUGGACAACACCUGCCCUGGAGGGGGUGCCAUAGAAGGCCUCACCCUCUUCUUCAGGCUCCAGCACUGGGAGGAUAAUAAAGUGCUCCUGAGUACUAAGUUCAACUGAGAACCAAAGCAAGAGCAGAGAAGAGUCGGUCAUGCAGGUCUCCUUCGUCUGCUCAGAGCACAGCAUCAAGAGUCGGAGUGCGGAGGAUCGGCUGAACAGACCCAAUGCCAGCAGCCCCAGCCUGGGCACUCGGAGCAGAUUCCGUGCCGUGGCUAUGGUGGCUCGGAGCCUGGGGCAGCUCUCUCUGCACAAUGCCCCAGCCAACCGGGAGCCCGCCGCGAAGCAGCCGGGAAUGAAGUAUAGGAAUCUUGGGAAAUCUGGAUUGCGGGUCUCCUGCCUCGGUCUAGGAACAUGGGUGACAUUUGGAGGUCAAAUCACAGAUGAGAUGGCCGAACAGCUGAUGACCUUGGCUUAUGACAAUGGAAUCAACCUGUUUGAUACGGCAGAAGUUUACGCUGCUGGAAAGGCUGAAGUUGUAUUAGGAAAUAUUAUUAAGAAGAAAGGAUGGAGACGAUCAAGCCUGGUCAUUACCACUAAAAUCUUCUGGGGAGGAAAAGCGGAGACUGAACGGGGGCUGUCCAGGAAACACAUCAUAGAAGGUCUGAAAGCCUCAUUAGAACGGCUGCAGUUGGAGUACGUGGACGUGGUGUUCGCCAACAGGCCCGACCCAAACACACCUAUGGAAGGGGACCCAUUUAGUUCCAAGUCAAGAACAUUCAUCAUAGAAGAGACCGUCCGAGCAAUGACCCACAUCAUCAACCAGGGCAUGGCCAUGUAUUGGGGCACUUCGCGCUGGAGUUCCAUGGAGAUCAUGGAAGCGUACUCGGUGGCCCGGCAGUUCAACUUGAUCCCGCCUAUAUGUGAGCAAGCGGAAUACCACAUGUUCCAGCGGGAGAAGGUGGAGGUGCAGCUCCCCGAACUCUUCCACAAGAUAGGAGUGGGUGCUAUGACCUGGUCCCCUUUAGCAUGUGGAAUCGUGUCUGGGAAGUACGACAGUGGAAUCCCACCCUACUCCAGAGCGUCGCUCAAGGGAUACCAGUGGUUGAAGGACAAGAUCCUGAGUGAGGAGGGCCGACGGCAGCAAGCGAAGCUGAAGGAGCUGCAAGCCAUCGCGGAGCGCCUGGGCUGUACCCUGCCCCAGCUGGCCAUUGCCUGGUGUCUGAGGAAUGAGGGUGUCAGCUCGGUACUACUGGGAGCUUCCAAUGCAGACCAGCUAAUGGAGAAUAUCGGAGCAAUACAGGUCCUGCCAAAGUUGUCGUCUUCCAUCGUCCACGAGAUCGAUAGUAUUUUGGGCAAUAAACCUUACAGCAAAAAGGACUACAGAUCCUAAUUCCCCAGGCAGACCACCGGACGGUUACUGCCUCACACCCAGUCUCCUGUCCACUCGCUUAAGCCAAACUGAAGCAAAGUCAAGAGUGUGGUUGGCGUCCAAGACUACAACUUGUCAAGAUGUUCUAAGGAUGUUGUUUUAAAAAGUUGCUGCAAGACAACCUGUGCUGCUUACUGUAAUGAAGUUUAUUUUGUUUGCAAGAUGACUUACAGCUUAGGAAGGGCUCCCAACCAGCCCCAGGCCUUUCGCUCAGCCUUCUGGAACAGAAGACCGAGGUUUUUCCUCUUUGGAAGUAAUUCCCAGAAGUCAAGAUCCAGAAUGGAAACGGUCAGCAUCCUCCGGUCAGGGCCAGGGUCUAUCCUUUCAGGAAAAGCUCACUGCUUAUAUUGGUUUUGUGACAAAGCAACCUGGGAUUGUAGCUUCCGGUGCCCCAGGGCCCCUCAGUGUGAGGAGGUAAGGAGGCCUUGGCUCAAAGCAGCUGAGUCCAGAGCACCCCUGCCCCUGCACCCAUUAUGCCUGGCCCUUCUGUUCCACAGUCUGGGCUUCCGGGCUGGGCCCGUCAAGCCACUGGCUGCUGCCACGCCAUCACCCUCCUCCCAACCCCUACCUGGACCCCUUCCCUGGGCAGGGUGGACGCCUCGCAGGAAAGAUGGGGCAACUCCUAGAGGGGCAGGGGGCACCGGCAUGCCCUACCCGUGGCCUGACCUCGAGCUUCAGAUAUAAAGUCAGCACCGACUCAUCCUUAGGACAGAUUGGGCUCUGGACCCCAGGCCUCUGCACUCCGAUUCUCAAGCACCCCCCAACCCCUCGUGGCGGGUCCGGCCCCACGGGGGCAUCUGCAUCAACUCCUUUCUGGGAAUGCUUGGUAGAAAGCAAAUCUGAAUCUGCUUUGGACCCCCGUCUGCAUUACGGGACAUAUGAGAUCAGCGAUGUGAAAGCGCUUUGGAAAAUAAAUGCGCCCUCUAACCUCAA
Messenger RNA from Tachyglossus aculeatus (Australian echidna), 2433 nucleotides. RefSeq names its product potassium voltage-gated channel subfamily A regulatory beta subunit 2 (gene KCNAB2). Gene Ontology annotation, cellular component: cytoplasm; extrinsic component of cytoplasmic side of plasma membrane; voltage-gated potassium channel complex. Gene Ontology annotation, biological process: regulation of potassium ion transmembrane transport; potassium ion transport; regulation of action potential. The record is from RefSeq and is a predicted model, not a curated record. The transcript is spliced from 15 exons. Gene Ontology annotation, molecular function: voltage-gated potassium channel activity; transmembrane transporter binding; potassium channel regulator activity. Bases 223 to 1461 code for a protein of 412 amino acids. NCBI's taxonomy places the organism in Eukaryota, Metazoa, Chordata, Mammalia, Monotremata, Tachyglossidae.